AAGAAAAUCCAACCUUACUCCAGCCAAACGGCGUCGUACGGAGAAAUCCAAAUAAAAAUACAAAAACCUUGUCCUCGUCGUCGUCUCUUUCUCCUCCCCUCCUCUCUCUCGCCCUCUGCAACCCUAACCCUAACCCUAAUUCUAACCCUAACCCUAGAAAUCCGAAUAACAAAUCCCACCCAAAUGAACCUCCCAACCGCCAACAGAGGUGGAAGAAAAGAAGCAUCGGAGUGCAGCAACUGCGGGUGGACCCACAAGGGAAAGAAAGGGUGGGGCUGGUGGGCCCUCCUCCUCCACCACGUCCGCCUCCGCGGCAUUGACCGCGUGCUCUGCACCUCCUGCGUCCUCCGCCUCCACCCCUCCUCCUUCUGCCCGCUCUGCUUCGUAUUCUUCGAUAAUCCCCAUUAUGCCCCUCCCAUGCCAAACAAUUCCACCACCGUCCCCUGCUCCAAGUGCUCCUCGCUCGCCCACGCGCGCUGCCUCCCGACCGCCGCCACGCCAUCGGCCUCCUACCUCUGCCCCCCCUGCUCCAACCCCAGCUUCUCCUUCUUCGACCUCGACGAUACGCAGCGUUUUAUGGACGCGAAGCUGGCCUCAGUGCUGCUCUGCGCGGCCAGGAUCGCGUCAGCGUCGAUGAGCAGGGCGGUGAUCGUGGCACGCGCCGACGCGGAGCGGAAGGUGAAGGAGGCCUCGUUCGCGAAGAAGCGCGCCCGUGAGGCGCUGGAGCACCUGGCCAUGGUGGAGGCCAGAGAGAAAAACAGCAGGAGGAAGAUUGAGAACGAGAACGGCAAUGGCAAUGGCAAUAGCAAUGUAAAGAUGAAAGCGGAGGUGGUUGAUUCAAUGCAAAGUAAUGGGAAUGAGAGGGUGGAGACCAAGCAAAAUAUUGUCACAAAGAUUGAAGUAUGAAAUUGGGGGCUCAAGGAAUUGGAAUUUCGUCACUCUUUAUGGGAAUGUGAGUGAGUGAUGAGUGAGUUGUUUCUUUCUGCCGGAGCAUCAUGCAUUAGUUUUGUUGCUUUUAUUUCUGCUGUAGCCUGUAGGGAUUCUAAGAAUUAUGUGACUGAUACGUAGGUUGUUCCCGAUUGUAACUUUGUGCACAUUGUUGUUAUUGUUAGCCAGGGUACAGAGAUAUUUUCCAAUUUUCCAUUUUUUUUUUUUUAUUUGUGGGUAAAAAGGAUGCAGAUGUCAUUCUUUGUAGUGAAAUAAUGGAAUGUAUUUUUUCCUGUAAAUGAGUAGUCCACAUGUUUGCUGAUGUGGGUUUUUGCAAUUGAUCUCAAUGGUAUGAGAGCUUGAAAGAA
Messenger RNA from Alnus glutinosa, 1295 nucleotides. RefSeq lists its product as uncharacterized. Bases 184 to 906 code for a protein of 240 amino acids. The transcript is spliced from 2 exons. Lineage: Eukaryota; Viridiplantae; Streptophyta; Magnoliopsida; Fagales; Betulaceae. The record is from RefSeq and is a predicted model, not a curated record.